Messenger RNA from Helianthus annuus (common sunflower), 873 nucleotides. RefSeq lists its product as uncharacterized. The coding region runs from base 1 to 873 and encodes 290 amino acids. Lineage: Eukaryota; Viridiplantae; Streptophyta; Magnoliopsida; Asterales; Asteraceae. The record is from RefSeq and is a predicted model, not a curated record. The transcript is spliced from 3 exons.
AUGAACGACAUCAUCUCUCAUAUGCAAUCCGCGUUUGUGGGAGGUAGAAAUAUCCUUGAUAGCCCUAUUAUUGUUAAUGAGACGGUGGCUUGGGCAAAAAAGAGCAAGAAGAAGAUGAUGAAUUUUAAGGACAAUUUCGAGAAAGCUUACGAUUCUAUUAAUUGGAAAUGUCUUCUUCAAGCGACCGAGUUGGGUUUGUUUCACGGAAUUCGUCUCCCUAAUGAAGGCACGCUUCUUUCCCACCUUUGCUACGCGGAUGAUGUUCUUUUCAUUGGAGAAUGGUCGGAAGAAAUUGUUGUUAAUCUCAAUCGCCUUUUAAGAUGGUUGAAUCUUGUCUCAGGGCUUAAGGUUAACUAUCAUAAAUGUAAGUUAUUUGGUAUAGGUGUGAAUGCCGAGGAGAUUGAGAGACUUGCUCGGGUCUUAAGAUGUGAGGUCGGGUCUUUUCCGUUUACAUACUUGGGAAUCCCCAUUGGGCUUCCUUUAAAGGCUUUGUUCCCGGAUUUGUUUCGGUUAGCUAAAAGAAAGCAUGCUUUGGUGGCUGAAAAUGUGUUAGGGGUUGGUGGUAUAAACCAAUGGUCUUGGGAAUGGGGCAAGGAUCCGGUUUCAGAUGAAGAAUGGAGCCAAUUUAGCGUCCUUAUGGGAAGACUAAACCAAGUUAACCUAAAAAAUUGUAAAGACAUCUGGAAGUGGUCUGAUUGCUCGGAAGAAUAUUUUUCUGUCAAACAGGUAAGAUUGGAUUUGAUGAAAACCGAAGCGGGUCAUGUGGACACUGGAUACAACUUCUUUUGGAAUUCUUGGGCCACUCCUAAGAGUAAUUUUUUGUUGUGGCGUGCUGUUCACGGGAAUGUUGCGUCGAAGAUAGAGCUUGCGUGA